UCCACGGAGGAAUUCUACCCCUGAUUUGACUGUCAGGCAGUUCUUAGGGUCUUUUCAUGGAUCAAUUGAAGAAGGACUGUUGAGUUGUGUUGUUGGGACUCCCAGGGCUCUUUGUAAACACAGGCUUGGUACCGGAAGGUUCACGGAUGGUUUUGUGUUUGAAUGAACUGCUGUUAAGUGUAAACAAUCUCUUUUGUGUGGUUCAGAUUCAAAAGAUGAAAUCUAUUUCUAUGGAAGUGAGUUCUAACACUCGCAGCUUUUGGAAUCGAGAAGGAAGGCUGUCCAUGCCAGAUGUACGUGUUUAUAGGGACAAAAUCUAAUCACACAGCUGAGUGGAUCAGCCACAUACCAGCAGACUGGCAUGUUCCUCCCCUGACACUGAAUCAGGGAACACAACCCAAACAGGCUUAAGACUGUGGAAUGCAUCGCCCCAUUCAAGCCAUUUCCUGAAUUUGAGUUUGAGAGAUCACCUGUCGAGGCUUAAGGCCCAGGGCCGCGGGGGCCCUGCCCGGGGGUCGGAAGGCCCCGGGGAGGCUAGUUUGAAGCAGGCUUGAAGAGAGAUAUCCUUUACAGCAAUAAUCUAGGUGCCAGGAGGAAGCUGUUGGUGUAAGGAAUCAGAAACGAUUGUUUCCUUACACACUGUUAUGAAGGGUACUACUGCCAUCCAGUGGAUGGAAGUGUUCCACUUGUGAUAUCAACUAUCUUACUGUGGUCAGGAAAACCCCCAAAGUUCCUUUUGACUGUGUGCAGAGCUUAUUUACUGACCCAGUGUUUUAAGGCCUAUCUUAUCUGCCUUACUCAUAUCUAGCUGACGAAUAGGCUAGGCUGAACAAGAGAAGGUUUCACAUUCACACCAGUUAUAUUUGCCUCGUGCCAACAGCUGUGUUUACUAUUCAAACCAUGCCAGGCGACAUGAGGCCAGUAUUUACAUGCUGGUAACUGGCGAAGGAGCAGGUUUCACUCCAGGCUGUCCCUGACUUCAGACAGAGCUGCACCACUUCCAUUUUCUUCCAAUCAGGACGUCCGGAUCGCUGUCUGCUAUGUCAGGCUCCACCCACACCCAGACAAGCAGCGUGGGGGGUCAGGGGAUUGGUCCAUCCCCUGUCUGGCCCAUCCUCCCCUCUGCUGCUCCCCCCCCCCAGUGACGAGGGUAGGUGGAGUUGUCCAACCCCCCCUCCCCCUUCUGACGGACAUAGAGUAGCAGUCAUGGACACGAUGCUGGAUGUGUGUGUUUGUGCGUGUGAUUGCAUGAGAGCGAGAGUGAAGGCGAUGGAGGACAGAUAGAGAUGUUUGUGUGUGUGUGUGUGUGUGGUUUGUAACUUGCUGAGCGUGCAGCCAAGAAGGAGCCUGGACACGUGCGCCGUCCUGACAAUAAGGAGCGAGGUGUGUGUGUGUGUGUGUGGCUGUGCGGAGGGACUUGUGGAGAGGAUGUGGAGACGGAUGCCUCUGGAGGACUGAGUGUGUCGGCAUGCUGAGGAAACUCGUCUGCAGGAGGAUCUGUGCCUAUAAGAAUUUUGAGGAUGAUGACUCGGUGGACGGUGGGCGGUCCUCUUCUUCUAAGGGCGCCUCCUCGGGAAAGAAGACCGUGACCAUGGGCUCCUUCAAACGCCCAAGCUCCGCCUCCAGCACCAAGUCCACAGGGAGGGAUGGGACUGGGGCCGUGGCCGGGGCUGUGGAUGAGGAGGACUUUGUCCGUGCCUUUGAAGAUGUGCCCACCAUGCAGCUCUACUCCAACAGGGAGAUGGAGGAUGCCAUGGCCAAGGUCCGUGAGGUGCUGUCCGACGACAAGCGAGACUGGGAGCACCGCGUCGUGGCGCUUAAGAAGGUCCGCUCGCUCGUCCUGGCCGGCGCGGCCGACUUUGACGGCUUCCCCCAGCAGCUGCGGCUCUCCGAGGCGGCGUUCAAGCUGUCGGCCAAAGACCUGCGCUCCCAGGUGGUGAGGGAGGCCUGCAUCACCAUCGGACACCUGUCCACCGUCCUGGGGAACCGCUUCGACCACGGGGCCGAGUCCAUCAUGCCCGCCCUCCUCAACCUGGUGCCCAACAGUGCCAAAGUCAUGGCCACCUCCGGCAUGGCCGUCAUCCGCAUCAUCAUCAGGCACACACACUACCCCCGCCUCAUCCCCAUCAUGACCAGCAACUGCACGUCUAAGUCUGUGCCUGUGAGAAGGCGCUGCUAUGAGUUUCUGGACCUCCUGCUGCAAGAGUGGCCCAUGAACUCUUUGGAGAGGCAUGUGGCCGUGCUCAUGGAGACCUUGAAGAAGGGGAUCCACGAUGCAGACUCUGAGGCCAGAUCAGUCGCCAGGAAGUGCUACUGGGGCUUCCAUGGCCACUUCCACAAGGAGGCGGAGCAGCUGUUCCAGGCCCUGGAGUCGUCCUAUCAGAAAGCUCUGCAGUCCCACCUGAAGUGUGCCGACAGCAUCAUGUCCCUCCCCGCCUCCGACCGCUCCUCCUCCAGCUCCCAGGAGAGCCUCAACCGGCCCCAGUCGACCAAGGGCACCGUGGGGAACAGCAUGAGCAGGCCUAAAGCGGCCCCUGGCAGAGUGCCUGCCUCCACGCCCGGCUCUCUGCAGCGUUCCCGUAGCGACGUGGACGUCAACGCCGCCGCCAGCGCCAACGCCAAGACCAGGAUGUCGGCCGUGCCCCCGGCCGGGCCCUUCAGCUCGGCCUCCGCUCUGCCCCCCGGCUCGUACGCCUCUCUAGGUCGGGUGCGGACCAGGAGACAGAGCUCUGGGACCAGUCCCUCGGUAACAGACAGCAGGGGGCGGAGCCGUGGCAAAGUGGUGUCCCAGUCUCAACCGGGCAGUCGCUCCGGCUCCCCUGGCAGACUGCUAAGCCACACGUACGGCCGGAUCCCUCGCCCCACCGCCCCCGCCACGGCCCCGCCACCGGACAGGCGGCCCAAGGUGCCCCGCAGCCAGGGCUGCAGCCGGGAGACCAGCCCCAGCAGAUCAGGCCCAGACCGCCUGUCCCACCAGGCCCGCAUCUCGGCCUCCGUCAACGCCAUGAGGAUCCUCAACACGGGGACAGAGGUGGAGGCAGCGGUAGCUGACGCCCUGCUGUUGGGAGACUCCAGGAACAAGCGCCGUCCCGUCCGCCGGCGCUUCGAGUCCCCGGGCAUCUACUCGGACGACGACGCCAACAGCGACGCCAGCAGCGCCUGCUCCGAGCGUUCCUACAGCUCGCGCAACGGCGGCCUGCCCCACUACAUGCGUCAGACGGAGGACGUGGCCGAGGUGCUCAACCACUGCGCCAGCUCCAACUGGUCUGAGAGGAAGGAGGGUCUGCUGGGCCUGCAGAACCUGCUGAAGAGCCAGAGGAUCCUCAGCCGCGUGGAGCUGAAGAGGUUGUGUGAGAUCUUCACCAGGAUGUUCGCAGACCCACACAGCAAGAGAGUGUUCAGCAUGUUCCUGGAGACCCUGGUGGACUUCAUCACCUUACACAGAGACGACCUCCAGGACUGGCUGUUCGUCCUGCUCACCCAGCUGCUGAAGAAGAUGGGGGCCGACCUGCUGGGCUCUGUCCAGGCCAAGGUCCAGAAAGCACUGGAUGUCACCAGGGACUCGUUCCCCUUCGACCAGCAGUUCAACAUCCUGAUGCGCUUCAUCGUGGACCAGACCCAGACCCCCAACCUGAAGGUGAAGGUGGCCAUUCUGAGGUACAUCGAGUCACUCGCCCGCCAGAUGGAGCCCACGGACUUCGUCAACUCCAGCGAGACGCGCCUGGCCGUGUCGCGCGUCAUCACCUGGACGACGGAGCCCAAGAGCUCCGACGUCAGGAAGGCCCUGCAUAGCUGGGCAGGGGAGGAGUUUUCAGGCAGGCCCAGCACCAUAGCCUCUCUGCCCGGGGAGGGCAACCUGGAGGAGAGGUGUAAGCAGGCAGCCCAGGUGGUGCUGAUCUCCCUGUUUGAGCUGAACACCCCAGAGUUCACCAUGCUGCUGGGGGCGCUGCCCAAGACCUUCCAGGACGGAGCCACCAAGCUGCUCCACAGUCACCUGAGGAACUCCAGCGCCACGGGGUCUCCAUGCUCCAUGGUGGGGCGCACCCCUCCCCGGCACCCCAGUAGCCGCAGCAGCCCCCUCACCUCGCCCACCAACUGCUCCCAUGGAGGGCUGUCCCCCAGCAUGCUGGAGUACGACACGGAGAACCUCAACUCGGAGGAGAUCUACAGCUCGCUGCGCGGCGUCACCGAGGCCAUCCAGAGCUUCAGCUUCCGCAGCCAGGAGGACCUCAUCGAGCCCAUGAGGCGCCACGGCAAGAGAGAGGACGUGACGGGGUCGGGGGCGGAGGCCGAGCCCCGGGUGGGCGUGGACGUGGUGGAGGGCGGCCGCAUGGCGCUGGACAACAAGACGUCCCUGCUGAACACGCCCUCCCCCAGGUCCUUCUGCGGCCCGCGCGGCCGCGACUACAACCCCUACAACUACAGCGACAGCAUCAGCGCCUACGACAAGGCCAGCCUGAGGGAGACGGUGUACGAGGACGACGUGGACACGCUGCGGGACGGGCGUCACCAGGACUGUGGUGAAAACAAGAUUAUGCACCCCAAGAGCUUCCCUCCUGCUGGGUCUGCGGAGCAGCUGGAGCUGGUGGGGGAGCUGCUGAAGGAGCUGUCGGUGGCCAGCGAGCUUCCAGAGGAGCGUCGGGGGGCGCUGGUGGAGCUGCUGAAGGUGGCCAGGGACGACAGCCCCGCUGUGUGGGAGGAGCACUUCAAGACCAUGCUGCUGCUGCUGCUGGAGACGCUGGGGGACAAGGACCACACUAUCCGGGCGCUGGCCCUGCGCGUCCUGAAGGAGAUCCUGAGGAACCAGCCGGCCCGAUUCAAGAACUACGCCGAGCUCACCAUCAUGAAGACCCUGGAGGCCCACAAGGACUCCCACAAGGAGGUGGUGCGCGCGGCGGAGGAGGCCGCCUCCACCCUGGCCGGCUCCAUCCACCCAGAGCAGUGCAUCAAGGUGCUGUGCCCCAUCGUCCAGACGGCCGACUACCCCAUCAACCUGGCCGCCAUCAAGAUGCAGACCAAGGUGAUCGAGCGCAUCGCCAAGGAGUCCCUGCCCACCCUGCUGCCCGACGUCAUCCCCGGGCUGCUGCAGGGCUAUGACAACACAGAGAGCAGCGUGCGCAAGGCCAGUGUCUUCUGCCUGGUGGCCAUCUACUCUGUGAUUGGUGAGGAGCUGAAGCCCUUCCUGGCCCAGCUGACGGGGAGCAAGAUGAAGCUGCUCAACCUGUACAUCAAGAGAGCCCAGACCUCCACCAGCAACAGCAGCAGCUCCUCUGACAUCUCCUCCCACAGCUAACCCACUCGCCCCCCCCACCCCCACCAGGGGUCUGGACCCACCCGUCCACACACACUGCUUGGACGGAGACACACACAUACAUGCGCAUCUAAAUACACACACGCGCUCUGUUUUGAUGGAAAGACGAUGGGGUGUGUGCCUCUCUCUCUCGCUCUCUCUCUCUCGCUCUCUCUCUGUCUCUCUCUCUCUCUGUCUCUCUCUCUCUCUCUGUCUCUCUCUCUGUCUCUCUCUCUAUCUCUCCACACCUCCUCAGAUAGACUCCCGACUCAUGAAGGCCGCAUUCCUCUUCGGGGAAACCCUCGCCUCUCGCAAUCAGUAUUGAUUUUAUGAUUAUUAUAUUUUUUCUUGUUUAGUGUAUGUUUAUGUAUUUUAUAGGCGCCUAUAUAUAUAAAUAUAUAUAUACAUAUAUUUAUAUAUAUACACACACACGUGUACACUUUUUAAUUCCACGUUUUAGAUUUGAAAUUUGACACUUUACACCUUAUAUAGUAUAAUGAAUGUAAAAAAGAGCUUUGGAUGACGGUAAAGUUUUCCCAGGAGAUUGGGAUGUCAAACGGAGUGUUGCUCUGUACACUACUGCCUCAUUGUAUCCUGUGGAAUGGAUAGAGGGUUUUGAACCAAGUUGUGGGCAUUGGGAAUUGUAAUGCAUUUUUCACAGUAAUAUAGUAUUGCGCCGCCUUACGCAGUUGUACAUGGAGAUGUUUCGAUACGUUUGUUAAGUGGUCUUUGUGAAGAGGUGGAAAUGCUCUGUAAACAAUCUUUUAAACAUCCCUUUGCAUUGGUGGCAAAUUAUCAUUUGGCUGGCCAGUGAUUACUUUAACAAGAGUUAAACACUUAUAAGACUGUAUAGAUUAUAGACAGAAAUUCCCUUAAACUUAAUGGUUUGGGCCCAAUAAUGAAUGAAGCCCAUCGUAUGGUUUCUUCAAUGGAUCACAGUGCCACCUCUAGUUAGUAGAGGAAGGGUUGGUGGGAGAGUUCUGCUUGGACAUCCACAAGCUGGAACAAGUGAGUCAAGACUACUGAGGUGUUUAGUACUCUUGUAAUCAUUUCCUAAAUUGAAUGUAAAUCGCUCAUUAGAGUUUUUGAACUUUCAAAAUGUGAAGUAGUUUGUUGGAAUGCAAAGUUCUUUUUUGCAAGAAAACUAACAGGCAAUACUUAUUUGUCUAUUGGGCAAUACCUAUUAUCAGAAUUUGACAAUAACGGGACAGCAUUGUCAACAUUUGGAGUGCCAGAAAAUGGAAAAGGCAAAAUUGAAGACAGGUAGUUGAGUCUUUUGAGCCUUCGAAGAGCAAUAAGUACUCACAAAAAUCCAACUUGGAUUGACUGGUCAUGUCAAAGCACUGUAAAUUCCAUCCUCAUUGGAGAUGCUCUCAGCUGAUCGAUGUAUCGACAUUUAAAGUGCACCUAUAAAAUGUUACUGCUGCUUAAAGAAAUAAUAUUCACAGCGCUAAACAUUGGCAAUGUCAGUACUGUAUCCAUUCUGAAUGUUCCAGGUACAGUUUUGUGAAUGGGGAAGAGCAGCGUGUUACUGAAGACUAUCAAGCCUUACUCCGUCUCUGAAAACAAUUGACUGUUACAUGUCCUGUUACAGUUAACAUUGUCUUGAUUUUUGUCCUCAAAUGUGAGAACCCAAUCUGAUGAGCGACGGACAGAAUGUCGCGUACACUGGGGUCUUACGACAUUGCCCAACAGUAUUCCUUUGUUAGACCUUUGCGUGUCGCAAAAAAACGAAAAUCCGAAAGUAUUUUGUACAGCAUGUAACUUUGAAUCAUCGCCUCACAACUUUAUGAACUGGUCAGCAAUCCUUGUUCUUUGCAUGGACGGGAACGUGCAAGUCACUACAAGAUCAGUUCUUACAUUCCCCGUGCUGACCCUAGGUAGAAGAUGUUGCUGCCUGUGUGAAUCUAGUCUGCUCGUACAAUGUAUAUCCAACACACAGGAGAUGAACGUCAACGCAAGCAAGCUAACUCCCCCACCAGACCAAAGUUGUAUGCGGUAGCCUCUUUCUGCAGUGUCAGUCACAUUGGCUAAGGUUGAAAACCACGUUAUCCUCAAGUCAUGUGUCUUAUCUGUGUGUAUCUGUGUGUGCCUUUUUUUAUUUCUACAACACACCGGCCUACUAUAAUAGAUACUAACAGUUUGUGCUAUUUGAAUUGGAAGUCUUUUUUUCCUUAUUUCGACAUACUACAUUUCACAGAAAAAAAAGUGCUAGGUUGAAGACUAAUGCUUGUGUAAAUAAGCUAUAACCGAUGAUGUAAUGGCAAUAUUUUCCAUUGGUGUGUUGGCUCUUAUAUACUGUACUGUACCUUGUAAACCACUUACAAUGCAUGCCUUUGUUUAGCCUCACUUUUCACCCCAUACUAUAUUUAUAUUAUGUUGUGUUUUCUGUGUAUUAAGACAACUGUACAUAUGUUCAUGUUUUGCUCACUUUCUCCUGUGAUAGAAUUUGCAAAAACUUGAAAUAAAACUUGAAAUAAAACCUA
Hypomesus transpacificus is the source of this 7776-nucleotide messenger RNA. Its product is annotated as CLIP-associating protein 1-B-like. The record is from RefSeq and is a predicted model, not a curated record. The transcript has 32 exons. Gene Ontology annotation, biological process: mitotic spindle assembly. Bases 1469 to 5293 code for a protein of 1274 amino acids. NCBI's taxonomy places the organism in Eukaryota, Metazoa, Chordata, Actinopteri, Osmeriformes, Osmeridae. Gene Ontology annotation, cellular component: microtubule organizing center; spindle microtubule; mitotic spindle. Gene Ontology annotation, molecular function: kinetochore binding; microtubule binding.